UAAGUUAGCGUGGCUUGGAAUUCUCAUGUGUUUCAUUGUUUCUUUGUUUACCUUUUUCCAAAGUAUGUCUUGUACACAAAUAUCUAAUCACCGUGAAUUGUCGUGAAUGUUAAAAAGCGCGUGCGCGCUCACGUGCAACGUGAAAAUCACACGCGCGAGAGAUUUAAAAUUAGACUCCACUCUCUGUACAGCUACGCAUACCAACAUUGUAUGGGAAAGAUGCGUUCGACUUCUGCCACCUGAUACUGUUUGGUUCACCAAGUUCACAUUCCCCCAGAUAUUAAUAUGAGCUCUCCCGCUCUUUGUCCACACGAGAGCCGGAGUAGACAUUGUUCAAUAAUUUUCACACUAAUACGAGGACGACGGACUUUUCUUGGUGAAAUUUCCAAGAUCUUUCAUACACCUUUUCGUUUAGGGUCAAAUUUGUGAUUUUUGUUAUAGUUUUCCUGUAUUUACACGGCCUUCAGUUAUAAACUACGAUGGAUAUUUCCAGUGAUGUUUGGAAUCAAGUCGCUCUAGAAGCGUCCCAGCUAUAUUUCACCGAGGACGGCAAGAGCCCCUUCGCCAAUACGACGAUCGAGAAACUACCGGAUAAGGUGAUUUUGCAUAUCUUUUCGUACCUCAGUCACCUGGAGAUAUGUCGAAUGGCGAUGGUCUGCCGUCGUUGGCGUACGAUCGCAUACGAUACCAAGCUAUGGAAGAACGUGUCCCUGAGACCUGAAGUGUCAGGAUUGCAUGUGGGCUCCUUGGAGCAACUACUGCAAAUGAUAUCGGUGCGCUUCAGUGCAUCACUACGCUACAUCGAGCUGCCGAUCGAGCUUAUCACCCACACUGUGCUGCACGAGCUGGCUAGCAAAUGUCCCAACUUGACUCAUAUGUUGCUGGAUUUCUCCACAGCUAUGCAGCUGCACGACUUCAGCGAGAUGCAAGCGUUCCCCGCUAAACUGCGGUAUAUGUGUAUUUGCUUGUCCGAGGUGAUCUUCAUGGAGGGUUUCAUGCGCAAAAUCUACAACUUCAUCAACGGUCUCGAAGUUCUACACUUGAUCGGCACCUACGAAAAAGGCGAAGAAGAAGAGGAGGAAAUCUAUGAAGUCAUCAACGUUCACAAGCUGAAAUCGGCUACGCCGAAUUUGCGAGUGAUCAAUCUGUACGGAAUCAACUUCAUCGACGACUCACACAUUGAUGCUUUCAGCUCUAAUUGUAUCCAACUGGAAUGUCUGGCAGUCAAUUACUGCAGUAAAGUUACUGGUUCAACAUUGAAGCCUCUGCUGGCCCGCUCUAAGCAGCUCAAGUGUUUGCUGAUGAAUGGCACUGACCUCAAAUCGGAGUACGUAAUGCAAGCCGAAUGGGACAAAUGCUCCGUCCAAGAGCUAGACAUAUCCGGUACCGAUCUGUCCACGGAAUGCUUAAUUGACUUAUUGACUCGUAUCCCCUCUCUUCGCUUCAUUAGUGCUGGCCAAAUCAAUGGAUUCAAUGAUUCAGUCCUCAAGGCAUGGGCUGAAAGUGGCAACCCAAAGACUUUAGUUGCUUUGGACAUUGAUUCUUCAGAUAACAUAUCCGAUGAGGCUUUGGGCAGAUUCAUUACACGCUAUGGAGCACAGUUGCAAGCAUGUGUACUCUCGGGAAUGACACAUAUUACAGACCAGCUGUGGAUGACCAUUCUGCCCAUUUUGGUCAAUGUGAAAAUCAUCGUGAUGGGAACAACUGAAAGGUUAAUCGGUAACAUACAUGUUGAUCAGCUGAUGGAUACUAUUGGAUCGUCCUGCCCAGCGUUGGAGAGACUGGAGCUGCGUUGGGAUCCUGAGAAUUUGCGUUUUUCAGAUAAGAGCCAAAAAGCUAUUGAUAUGCUUCGUGUUAAAUGCUUGAAACUACGCUGUUUGGUUCUGAGUGACGGCCGCUACUAUGAAACUGUUAAGGCGAAUUUCGAGCGCGCAGAUCGUACAACGGUGGUGCGGACCACGACAAGCUGCCGCGUUUCGGCUUACCACGUGCUCAGCAACUACAAUGAUUUGAUUUUCAACUAAAAGUUUAUAGAGAUUUCUCGUUUGUGUUCAUGUACAUAAUUCAGUCCAACAUAAUCGCUGAACACAUCUCUAUUCAAUCAUGAAUGAAAAGGUAAAACAAUAUUAAACGAACUAAUACAACCCAAUAAUGAAUGAGAAGGAGGUAUAUUUUAUUACAUAUGUAAACCAAUAGGAUAAUAAAAGAUAAAGACGGAAUGUUUGUUAGAU
Aedes aegypti (yellow fever mosquito) is the source of this 2231-nucleotide messenger RNA. It is a transcript of the gene FipoQ, whose product is annotated as F-box/LRR-repeat protein 7. The transcript has 4 exons. The coding region runs from base 480 to 2024 and encodes 514 amino acids. NCBI's taxonomy places the organism in Eukaryota, Metazoa, Arthropoda, Insecta, Diptera, Culicidae. The record is from RefSeq and is a predicted model, not a curated record. Gene Ontology annotation, cellular component: SCF ubiquitin ligase complex. Gene Ontology annotation, biological process: positive regulation of protein ubiquitination; SCF-dependent proteasomal ubiquitin-dependent protein catabolic process. Gene Ontology annotation, molecular function: protein binding.